AUGCUCAACGAAAGUUUCGAAGAGUUUCCCAGAUGGUACGAAUUAUCAAUGCAUAUCUCAGCCUCCAUAACCAUCCCAGUCAAUAUUUUCGGUCUUUUGAUGAUCAUUUUCUUCUCCCGAAAUCAGAUAAAAAAUUAUCGAUUUUAUUUAUUAUUCCAUCAAAUAUGCUCGAUGUUAUCUGAUGUGAUUAUAAAUACGGGAACCCUACCAGUCAUUUAUUCACCAUACGCAAUUGGGGAACCACAUGGUUGGAUGACUGGGGCUUUUAGAAUGGUUGGAAUUGAGAAUAGCACAAGGCUGCAAUCAGUGAGUUCUCAGAAUAGAUAUGUACUUAUUUUCUGUCUACAAAUUUCAGGAGAUUGUAUUUGAUGGUAUUUUGAUGACUGCAUUAAGUGUUGAACUUUUAUUUUUUUAUCGCUAUCAAUCAAUUCUUCCAUUAAAUCAUCGAUGGAAAUUCAAAAAAUCCACGAAAUUUCUAACAGUUUCGAUUUAUCAACUAGUUUGGCUAAUUUUUCUAACAAUCUCAUUUCACAACACAGUUUCUGGAAAUCAAGAUCUCAUCAAAAACCAAUUUAGAGUAACUCAUCCAGAACUCUCGUUUUUUGUAAAAAGCAAAGAGUCUCUAAUCGUUGCCGUUGAGAGGUUAACAUUGAUGGGUUGUUAUUUUUAA
Caenorhabditis angaria is the source of this 670-nucleotide messenger RNA. NCBI's taxonomy places the organism in Eukaryota, Metazoa, Nematoda, Chromadorea, Rhabditida, Rhabditidae. The record is from the annotation of a GenBank genome assembly.